Racocetra persica is the source of this 885-nucleotide messenger RNA. The record is from the annotation of a GenBank genome assembly. NCBI's taxonomy places the organism in Eukaryota, Fungi, Glomeromycota, Glomeromycetes, Diversisporales, Gigasporaceae.
AUGCCACAAUUAUCCAAAAGAAAGUUACAAUUAAAGAAAAGUCGAGAAAUAAGAAAAGCCAAAUAUCAGCGCAAUGCAAAUAACGAAACAAAUAAUGAAACAAAUAACAAAGUGAAUAACAAAGUGAAUAAUGAAACAAAUAACGAAGCAAAUAACGCCUUUAAAAGGUUAUUGCAGGCAGUUGCUAAAGCAGCAGUCAGAACAUCUAAAUUAAAAUCAUUUUGGUCACAAGCUAGUGUUACUGUGGCUAAAGCCACCGGAAAAAACAUUUAUCGUGCUCGUUCUAUACGAGCUUGGACAUCAAACUACCUUCAAAAUGGCACUUUGCCAGUAUCGAGACAAGGAAAACAUCCGAAAACAUGGGGUUUUUUGUGGGAUGAUAAUGUUUUAUUACAGAUCAAAUCUUUUCUUCGAUUAAACAAAUGUGAUAGGUGGUGGAAUUCUGAUGACUUAGUGAACCAAGUGGUAGAGUGCGCAAUCCCAAUAUUUGAGGCACGUUUUCCAGGUGCGAAGGCCCUUUUUGUAUUUGAUAAUGCAACCAGCCAUGCUGCAUAUGCAGACAAUGCUCUUGUAGCAAAUAAUAUGAAUUUGUCACCCGGUGGAAAACAAGCAAAAAUGAGAAGCACCACAUAUGGAAAUAACAUUAGACAAGAUAUGUGCUUCUCUAUGGAUUACAAGAUCCCUGAAUUGCGCAAAGAACCAAAAGGUUUAAGAGAAAUUUUAAAAGAAAGAAAAUUGUGGCAUGAUGAAAUGAAGUUGAAGUGUAAAGGUGGAUAUGAAAAAGAAAGCAUUAAUUGUUGUGCAAGAACAGCAAUAGCAAACCAACCAGAUUUUAAAGCACAGCGUAGAAAACUUGAAGAAGCAAUUAUUUUGGCAGGCUAUGAA